UUUUUGUAAACAGAAGUCGUCCUCAGUAAAAUCUUUAUCAAAAUAAUUGUCGGAAUGGCUCCAAAGCCAGGUUCAACCCGGCCUUUAUUAAGAAAACAAAACCAAAUUAAUAAAUAUUCAAUUAGUUACUUGUACAAAAAAUAUGUAAACAUUAACUUUUUAAAUUACUUGGUAUUCGAUCCAAGAGCAAUGCCAAUUGUUGGUAUUUUAAUACUUCUUGGCGAGCUGAUAGUAAAUAUUCUAGUAAUACACAAUGUACCGUAUACGGAAAUAGACUGGAUUGCAUAUAUGCAAGAAUGCGAAGGAUUUUUAAAUGGAACUACAAAUUAUGCAUUGCUAAAAGGUGACACUGGACCUCUUGUAUAUCCUGCUGGAUUUGUUUACAUCUACUCCUUCCUAUACUACAUCACGUCCCAUGGUGCAAAUAUUCGCUUAGCGCAAUAUAUAUUUGCAUUUAUAUAUUUGUUGCAAAUAUUUCUAGUAAUUCGUUUGUACUCGAAAAGCUCCAAAGUACCACCGUAUGUGCUUGUACUCAGUGUAUUUACAUCCUAUCGCAUUCAUUCUAUAUACACACUGCGUCUCUUCAAUGAUCCUAUUGCAAUGUUAUUCCUCUACUUGGCCAUUAAUCUAUUCCUUGACCAACGAUGGACCUAUGGAAGUAUAUGCUUAAGCUUAGGAGUUUCGGUUAAGAUGAACGUGUUACUUUUCGCCCCAGCCAUUCUUAUUUUAUACAUUACAAACCUGGGAUAUCUUAGGACCCUACAACAACUGAUUGUUUGUGCGAGUAUACAACUUAUUCUUGGAGCGCCAUUCUUAUUCUCCUAUCCGUGGGCCUAUAUCAAAGGAAGUUUUGAUUUGGGUAGAGUUUUUGAACAUAAAUGGACUGUAAACUAUAGUUUUCUUAGUCGAAGUAUCUUUGAGAAUAAAAUAUUUCAUCUAUCAUUGUUGGCAUUGCAUUUGGGAUUGUUAAUAGUUUUUGCAUCGGUAACGUUUAAUUUCUUCAGAAGCUACUGCAGACUACGUGAACUUCAAAAACAAUUAGAACCCCAAGUGAAACGGAAAAAUUUGGAAGCAAAAAUGAUGAAGGCUAAAAAACCACAACCCAAAAAAGAGUCAACUGAAGAAUUUACACCAGAUCAACAAAGUUUCAUUGAUUCGUUUGAGAAAUCUUUGAAAAAAUCAUCUGGACAAAGUAAACCAAAUAAAUUGCCAGAAGAUGAACAAGAAGAUCAAAUCGAUGCUGAACCAGAAAAAUAUUCAAUUCAAUUUGACAAAUGCACCCAACUGGCAAUAUUACCAUUGUUCUUGUGUAAUUUUAUUGGAGUCAUUUGUGCCAGAAGCCUUCAUUAUCAAUUUUACGUAUGGUAUUUUCAUUCGUUGCCUUAUCUAGUCUGGUGUACAAGCUUUAAUUUGGGAACACGUUAUUUGAUAUUGGGCUUAAUCGAAUUCUGUUGGAAUACUUAUCCGAGUACGAAUUUUUCAAGUGCCAUGUUACAUUUUUGUCAUUUUGUAUUGUUAAUUGGUGUAGCUAGAAAUGUUUUUCAAACCAAAGUUGUAAGCGAAAAAUUAAAUAAAACACAGUGAAAAUCGAAAA
Episyrphus balteatus (marmalade hoverfly) is the source of this 1594-nucleotide messenger RNA. RefSeq names its product lethal(2)neighbour of tid protein 2 (gene Alg3). The coding region runs from base 55 to 1584 and encodes 509 amino acids. Lineage: Eukaryota; Metazoa; Arthropoda; Insecta; Diptera; Syrphidae. Gene Ontology annotation, cellular component: endoplasmic reticulum. The record is from RefSeq and is a predicted model, not a curated record. Gene Ontology annotation, molecular function: dol-P-Man:Man(5)GlcNAc(2)-PP-Dol alpha-1,3-mannosyltransferase activity. The transcript has 2 exons.